Carassius gibelio (silver crucian carp) is the source of this 4113-nucleotide messenger RNA. Its product is annotated as plakophilin-3. The transcript has 12 exons. Gene Ontology annotation, cellular component: nucleus; plasma membrane; adherens junction. Gene Ontology annotation, biological process: cell-cell junction assembly; cell-cell adhesion. Gene Ontology annotation, molecular function: cadherin binding. NCBI's taxonomy places the organism in Eukaryota, Metazoa, Chordata, Actinopteri, Cypriniformes, Cyprinidae. The record is from RefSeq and is a predicted model, not a curated record. Bases 159 to 2894 code for a protein of 911 amino acids.
GGGUUCUGAGCAGCCGUCAGUACUUCAGCAUCAGCGCAGAGCAACACAAGCUGACUAACUGAAGACGACUUUAUUGACUCGCACCGUGGGGAUCUACUUUCCCGCUCUCUGGAGGAACUUUAACUCUUUAAUCUCGGUGGUUCAAUCGUCGCUUCGCCAUGAGUGUCAGUAUGACCUCGGAGAACGUGUUUCACUCGGCGCUGCAGCCCAACACGUCCGUCAGCACUUAUGCGGUUCCCUCCGAGACCGAGCUCGCGCACGGCGGGACCUACGCCAAGGAGGAGGCGAGGUUCAAGCGCGUGCACCAGCAGGUGACUUUGAGACUGGCGGAGAAAUCCACGCUCCCGCGCCAGAACGGCUCGUCGGCACAACACGCAGCCUCAGAGUCUGGGAAUUACUCAACGAUGACAAAAUAUUCAACAACGAGCCAGAAUUUCACUCCAAAUUUCAGCUCUAAAUCCUUUGUUUAUUCCUCCGGCAGACCAAUGACGACCCCGCGUCCAUCCCAGUACUCUAGUGGUUACUCAUCCCGCUCUGCCAUUGAUUUCGCCCCAAGAACCAAAAUGAGUUACACAGGAGGUGGUGGUGGUGGUGGAGGCGGGGCGUAUUACCAAGAAGAUUUAGGUUACCAGGGUGGUGGUUUCCAGGGUGGUGGUUACCAAAGUGGUGCUUACCAAAGUGGUGGCUACCAAAGUGGUGGCUACCAAUGUGGUGUGGGCCAAGUGCAACAGCAGCAGGUCAACGCAAUGACUCGAUCCUUCAGCCGAAUGGGGGGCGACCAGGACACCCAGUCCGUGCACUCCAUGCGUGUGGCAUCCAUACCACGCCACGUGGCUUCCUCAUGGGCGGCGCAGGAUGACAGCGACGGCAGCCUGGUUUCAGAACGAGAUGCCACUUACAUACAACAGGCCUCCAUGCAGAACAUGAGCAACGGUUACGUCGCCAACACCUACCCACGUCAGUCCGUGUAUUCGACCUCUAGGGUGAACGGAUUCGAGAGCGGACAGCAGCAGGUCAGUUCUAUGACGCUGCCGGCCAUGAAACGCUCCCUCAGUGGGACGCUGGCCACUGGCGGCGGAGGAGGUGGCAUGGAGCAGGAGGUCUACGUUAAGUCUACAUCCUUUAAAGGCCCCGCCCACCGCACCAUCAGCCGAAUCAACAACCGGCAAACGAGUCGCGGGGCCAGCAUAUCAUCAGGCAUGUAUGGAAGUGCUGGAUUCAGUGGCUCCCAGGGCAACCUGGCCAUGAUGCAGCAGGGACGGCUGUCACGCGCUGGAUCUGUCAGGAGCAUGCAUAGCGUCGGGAGAGGCAAGGAUGUGUUUGACGGCAUGGAUAUGGCAGGCAGCAUGGGCAACCUGAGCGGACUUAACAGUUUGGACAUGCCGACUGCCAUUACCUAUCUUGACGAUCCCGAUCCAAAUCUUCAGAUGUUGGGGGCUGCCUACAUUCAGCAUGAGUGUUACCAUAACAAUGAUGCAAAGAAACUGGUGAACCAGCUGAAGGGCAUUCCCCUCCUGGUCGACCUGUUCACCAGCGAGAGUGAAGAGGUGCAGCGCUACGCCACUGGCGCCACCAGAAACCUCAUCUAUGAGAACAUGGACAACAAAGUGGCCCUUAUUGAAUCCGGCGGGAUCCCCAAACUCAUAGGCGCCCUUAAAGAACAAGACGACGAACUCCGCAAGAACAUCACAGGUAUUCUGUGGAAUCUGUCUUCUAAGGAUAACCUGAAACAAAGGCUGGCACAAGAAACUCUUCCCGAAUUGACAGAGAAGAUUCUGAUUCCCCUCUCUGGCACCGGGGAAGACGACAUCAUUGAGCUGAACCCCUCCGAGUCCGACAUCUUCUUCAACACCACCGGCUGUCUCAGGAACUUGAGCUCGGUGAACGAGAAGACCAGAGAGAAGAUGAGAGGGACCAAUGGCCUUAUAAAUGCUCUGGUUGGCUAUAUUCAGAAAUGCUUGCUGGACAAGAAAAUGGAGGAGAAGGGUGUGGAGAAUGCAGUGUGUGUGUUGAGGAAUCUGUCCUUUCAGCUGUACAAUGAGAUGCCCCCUUCAGCACUUCUGCGGCUGGAGGGUCCGAAUCGAGCUCAGAGCUCCUCAAAAGCAGAAGCUAUCGGCUGCUUCACCCCUAAUAGCAAGAAGGCCAAAGACGUAAGAAGCUGCAUUCAAAUUCAUAUUUCACUUCUUAUUCUCAAACUUCAGCUUCAUCUCAUGUUGUGUCGUUUCUUCCAGAGACAAAAUCAGGACCUCACCACAUUUACAGAAGUGUCACGGGAGCCCAAAGACAUCGAGUGGCUCUGGCACCCUAAGAUAGUGGACGUGUAUAACCAGGUGCUGCAGAAGUGCGAGAUCAACUCCACAACGCGAGAGGCCGCGGCCGGAGCCCUGCAGAACAUCACAGCUGGAGAGAAGCGGUGGCCGUCCAUCUUGAGUCGUGUGGCGCUGGAGCAGAAUAGGAUGUUGCCUGUCAUUCUGGAUCUCUUGAGGACCAACAACGAUCUCGAGCUGCGUUCUCUCACUGGCUUCCUCAGAAACCUGACCCGUCACGCCAAGGACAAGAAUGACAUGGCCACAAAGGUGGUAAAUCCCUUGCUUUCCAAACUCCCCGUCGAUGGGCGGCAGAAGGAGCCGUCCAGUGAUGUGGUGGUGAACAUCUGUGGAGCCCUCAACAACCUGGUGACCAGCAGCAUGGUGGCUGCACGAGACAUCACCUUCUUCGACGGUCUGUCCAAGCUGGUGGGCAUCAAGACUUCUCAUGACAGCAGCUCUGCUAAACUGAAAGCUGCUAAAGCAGCGGCAACAGUGCUGAGCAACAUGUUCCAGUAUAAGAAACUACACAAAGAUUACAGAAGCAAAGGGUUCCUGAAAGAAGACUUUUCAGACCUGGGCUUCUGAAUGGAUUAUAAUGUCAAACAAGAAGAUAUUUAAUAAGGACAAUGGAUAAAGAAAAUAUAACCGGAUCACCAGCAAAAUAAAUAUUCUGAAAAGUGGAUAACACACACAAGACUUUAUUGCUACUGUAUAGGAUGAACACUUCCUGUUUAGCCUAGUAUUUUUUAUAUUUUUCCCCAAAAAUCCUCAGGGAUUUAAUGCAAUAUGUCUUUUAUUUAUAUACUGGCUGUAGCCUGUAUAUAUAUAUAUAUUUUUUCUAUUAAUAUACAGAAACACAGAAUAUCCAUGAUAUAAUAAUUAUAUCUUGGGAAUUUAAUCCAUCCUUUAAAAACAGUUUUUUUGUUGAUAUUUGUAGAAAAAUAUCUGUAUUAUGAUGGUAGGGAAGACAUUUUAGCUGGAACAUUGGAAAUGUGAGGGGAUAGAUGAUAUAAGGAGAUUGUAAUAUGUUUUAUAAUACACAGAAAUGCUGUAAACGUCUCUGGGGAGAUUUGGGCUGUUAAUCAGCCUUCUUGUCAUAAUAGAAUUGCUUAUUUCUUACUAGUCUGUUUUAAAAUCUAGUGGGUUUUCUUCUCUCUUUUUUUGGUGUUUUGCUAUGUACAGAUAGUAUGUGUCAUUAUUAAGUGUAAAAAUAUUAACUAUAAUGAUAUGAGGACACUUGGUGAAAUACCAUCUGAAUGUUUGAAUGGAAAUGUUGCAUUUAAACCCACUGUAUGUUUUAACAAAGAAACAUCAAGAUAUGCCAAAUACAUAUGGAUAAUUUCUGUUCACUUAUGAAUUAUUCUGUUUUUCAUAAUUGUGUAUGGUGCAAUAUGUGCAUUCAUUUGAUAGUAAGCAAUUCUACUUACACGUAGUGUUCUUUUUUUUUAUGUAUAAACUUUUAUUAUGGAUGUUGAAUGUUUGGUUUAGGUUGGUAUGCUUGCAGAAGAUAUUUAAUCUGGUGUGUAUGAAAUAGACUGUUAUGAGGGAUUUGCCGUCUUUAAAUAGUUGAGACAUGCUUUUUUAUUUUUCACCGGAUGGAGACUUGAUUCUGCAGAGAGGUCUUGAACUUCCUGACCUUUAAGAAUGCAUUGAAUGUUCUCUUUUCAAAGUCUUUGAUGAUCGAAUGUCUAGAAUAUUUUUUAAUAUCGUUUUAAUAUAGUCGCAAUUUCAUUGUAAAAUGCAUGUGCGUGAGUGUCAUAGAUCUAUGUUCAUAUAAAAAGCAAUAAAAAGGAAAUAAAGAGUU